Messenger RNA from Mangifera indica (mango), 3853 nucleotides. RefSeq lists its product as uncharacterized. Bases 402 to 3590 code for a protein of 1062 amino acids. The record is from RefSeq and is a predicted model, not a curated record. The transcript has a single exon. Gene Ontology annotation, cellular component: intracellular membrane-bounded organelle. NCBI's taxonomy places the organism in Eukaryota, Viridiplantae, Streptophyta, Magnoliopsida, Sapindales, Anacardiaceae.
AACGACUAGUUUACCAAAAUCACUGAAAUUUGAUCGGGACUUCAACUUGACUCAACCCUCUCGCUCAACUAAAGAUCCAAACUUUCGUCAACUCUACUCAAGGAACUCUCUCUUCAUCUCGCAAGAUCCAAACUUUCAACUUGUCGGGAUUAAAAUUUAACUGAAAUCUUGGGAACAAGAUACAAAGUACAAACCAGUUUCAGGUUAGUAUUCACUUGUAUUGUACCCGCCAAACUGCAAGGUUUAGUUUCAUUAUGAUAUUUUGAUGAUUUAAUUGCGCGGUAAAGUUUUGUGGGUGAGAGUCAAAACUGCAACCUAGAUUUUCUAUAUUGUGCUAAGAGUAUUUGGGUGUUGGAGUUUUGUGGCUUUUAGGUGGUGGGUAGGUUAGAGAUUUUGGAAUUAUGAAUUGUGUAUUGUUGGUUAUUUUUGGUUGUGUUGUGUAUGGAUCAUUUGUUUAUGGGUUCAGUGGUGAAUACUUCCAAGAUGUGAGCACCGUCGCCACCGAGUAUAAAACUGAAAGUUUGACCUACAACUAUGAUAGGAUUGAUGAAGUGAAGAAGAAAUGUGGUUUUGUUCUAUCCUCUGCUAGUGAAUUGAAGCUUGAUGAUAGCAGGUUUUAUAGUAUCAAAGAUGAUCUCAAUGUAGAGAGUGGUGAUUGGGAGCAAGAGGUGAGUGAUGCCCCAAUCAUGCCAUUUGAUGAUAGAGACAUCCCAAAGAAUUCGUCACGAACCCCUUUGAAACUGGUUUCUUUCUGGGUUACAGAUGUUGAUCUUAAGCAUCGUUCAAAGAAAUUUGUUAGUGUAAGUGGGGACAUGCUUAUUGGUAUAACACUAGAUUAUUCGUUUUCUGAUAAACCUUAUGAUGGGGGAGGCCCUCAAUUUCAGAUAUGGCCUAAUCAUACUCAAAUUUCGAUGUCAUUUCAAGGGAUAUAUACUGAAACGAAGAAAAAUGGUGGUGAAAGGGUUUUAUGUUUGUUGGGAACUGCAAUGUUACCGUCUAGGGAGUCUGAUUCAAAUAAUCCAUGGGAAUGGAUGAAGGGCUCUGAUCAGAACUAUUACCAGCCACCACUUUUGCAAGAUGAUCAAAUUUUGCUUGUGCUUAAUUCCCCUAUGACUUUCACGCUUACAAAUAGGGUAAUACGAGGAGAGAUGAGCAGUUUAAACCCAAAGUCAAAUCAGAAGUACUUCGACAAAAUUCACAUUUUGUCCCAUUUUGGCAGGUCAGCACACUACGAGUUUGGUGCUGAGAAGAUUGUUUCAGAGGCAUGUAACCCGUAUCCAUUCCAAGAUAGCUUCUUGAAGAGCGGCAUUGAUAUCUAUAAAGGGAGCGGUGGGUUUUGUGAAGUUUUAGGAGCUUUUGGUAGCACAGGAAUUCUCACCAUUGUGCCAAACUGGAAAUGCAAUGGCACAGACAGUUUUUGUCGUAAGCUGGGACCAUUUGGUUCAGACAAAGCAAUUCAAGCAACAGAUGGAAGCUUUAAAGAUGUCACAAUUUUAAUUCAGAAUCUUAGGUGUCAACAAACAAAUGGAAAGAGAAAUGCCAGCUCAGCAAAGGUUGCUGCAGUAUUUCGAGCUGUCCCUCCAUUGGAAAAUAGGCAUAAUGCUGCAUGGAGAUAUGGAGUUAGCAACUUGACCAUUGCUGCCGAGGGACUUUGGAAGUCUUCAAGUGGGCAGCUCUGCAUGUUUGGUUGUCGUGGACUAGUUGAUGCAGAAGGGACUAGCUGUGAUACUCGAAUCUGUUUGUACAUUCCUAUGUCAUUUUCCAUUAGGCAACGAAGCAUAAUUGUUGGCAGUUUUUCCAGCAGUAAUAACAGCACAUCAUAUUUUCCUUUAUCUUUUGAAAAGCUUGUUGAGCCGACAGAGUUGUUGAGUUAUUUCAGAACUGUCACUCCACAGUACAGUUACUCAAAAAUAGAUGCAGCUGCUGUUGUCCUUGAAAAGAACGAACCUUUCAGUUUUCGAACAGUCAUCAAGAAAUCCUUGCUUCGCUUCCCCAAAUUGGAAGACUCAGAGGCAUUUUUAUCUAGUCUUUCUCUUCUUUCAGAAGAUCUGACUCUUCACAUUUCUGCAUUUCCAGAUCCACUUCCCAAAACACGUCUCCAGAGAAUUGAAAUCCAGAUGGAUAUUCUCACACUUGGCCCCCUGUUUGGGCGCUACUGGUCUUCAAGUAAUUUUACCAACGAUGAAGAGACUCCUUACCACGCUAAAGCAGAAUAUACUGAAAAGCAGCUUCUUUUGAAUGUAUCAGCUCAACUCUCAAUUAUUGGAAUAUCUUAUAGCAAUUUCUCUGCGAUCUUUUUGGAGGGCCUUUAUGAUCCACAUGUUGGAAAGAUGUAUCUUGUUGGUUGCAGGGAUGUCCGAGCCUCCUGGAACAUUCUAUUUGAGAGUAUGGAUCUUGAAUCUGGUUUAGAUUGUUUAAUUGAAGUGGUGGUGUCAUACCCACCUUCUACAUCUCGGUGGUUGGUCAAUCCAACAGCUACCAUUUCCAUUUCCAGCCAAAGGAAUGAUGAUGACCCCCUCCAUUUUAGCACAGUUAAGCUACAAACUCUACCUAUAAUAUACAGGAAGCAGAGGGAAGACAUUCUUUCUCACAGGGGGGUUGAGGGAAUUCUCCGGAUUUUGACACUCUCAUUUGCAAUUGCUUGCAUUUUAAGUCAGUUGUUUUACAUCAAGCAUAAUUUGGAUUCUGUUCCACUCAUGUCCCUUGUCAUGCUUGGUGUUCAAGCUCUCGGCUAUAGUCUUCCUCUGAUCACAGGAGCAGAAGCUCUCUUUGAUAGACCGGCUUCUCAAUCUUCUUAUCAAAUGGAGUCUUACAACAUUGAGAAGAGUCAGUGGUUCCUUGUGAUGGAUUACAUCGUAAAGAUCCUCGUAAUGGCAUCAUUUUUACUAACUCUCAGACUCAUUCAAAAGGUGUGGAGAUCACGUUUCAGAUUACUUUCACGGGCUCCUCUUGAACCUCACCGUGUUCCGAGUGACAAGCCAGUGCUUCUUACUACCUUGACAAUACAUGUGAUUGGGUAUAUACUUAUUCUUAUUAUUCAUUCUGUAAAAAAUCGUGAGACAUCUGAGAAGUUUAGAUAUUCAAGAGGUAGUUCCCACACACAUCCACAGUGGGAAACUGAGCUGGAGGAGUAUGUGGGUCUAGUUCAAGAUUUUUUCUUGCUCCCUCAAGUUAUUGGUAAUCUUUUGUGGCGGCUUGAUUGUAAGCCACUAAGGAAACUAUAUUUCAUCGGAAUCACAGUGGUCAGGCUUCUCCCUCAUGUAUAUGAUUACAUACGAUCUCCUAUUCCUAACCCUUACUUUGCUGAGAAAAAUGAGUUUGUGAAUCCUAGUUUGGAUUUUUACUCCAAAUUUGGGGAUAUCGCCAUACCUGUAACUGCAGUUUUCCUUGCAGUUAUAGUCUAUAUUCAGCAGAGGUGGGAUCAUGAGAAGCUCAGCCAGAUUCUUACUUUCAGGCAAUAUAAGCUUCUCCCUUCUGGAUCCAGAGUUUAUGAGAGGAUACCUUCCAAGUCUGUCGAGGCUGAGCUUGCCUCUGGCGUCAACAGGAAUGCCUCACACGAGCAGGAACAUGAUGACGAUGAUGAUGAAUAGCGGUCCUUUCUGUUCAACAUUAGUGCAGGAUAGAGUUGUUGUAAACAUACAUUAAAGUGGCUUCAUUUUGGUGGUUUUUCAUGUAUGGGAUUGUUGUCUUCUGUGCACUGAAGCCUGAAGGUAUAAACUUUGUUUAUCCUUCAUUAUGUUAAUCUAUCUGAUUUGAUGUGUAAAACAUUGUGACAUUUUUAAUGGUCCCACUAAACUCUUUAAAUUGGAGCUAAAAGUUCUUGUUAUAUGAAGAUUAUAGCGGGUUGAUCUUU